AUGGGAAAUAUCAAAUCUGAACUAGAUUUAUUGAAACAAGAGAACACCAGGUUUUUGGCUGAGAAUACUGAACUUAAAAACGAGAAUGCUAAAUUAAGACAAGAUUUAGAAGGGCAUGAAGCCAGAAUCACGAAGUUAGAGUGGGGAGAAAAAAGUAUUACUAAUGUUCCACAAUCUUCAGUUAAUAUCAUCUCUACUGAAAUGGAAAUUUCUAAUGAUACUCCUAUAUCCGAUAUAACCGAUGAUAUAUCCAAUAUAUCUGCUAACACUUCAAAUUCUAAUGAUGUUCAUGAACAAAUUGUCGCUUCAGCAUCUGAUAAUCCUAAAUCGUCGGAAGAUAAGGAAAUGGACGAUUUCCUAGAUUCAACAUAUAAAGAAAAAGUUAGUAAAGAGAUAAUUCAAAAUAUUAAGGAAAAGAAGCCUCAAAAUCAAGAGAAAAUCAUAACUUUCCAGGAUACUAAAUCUUCUUUGAGUGUAAAAG
Molecule: messenger RNA, 481 nt
Organism: Diversispora eburnea
Lineage: Eukaryota; Fungi; Glomeromycota; Glomeromycetes; Diversisporales; Diversisporaceae
Source: the annotation of a GenBank genome assembly